GCGAAGUGCGGCAAGCAGCACACCGAGGUGCUCGAGGCCCUCGCGCGCUCGGGCGAGCAGCUGGCCCGGGGCGUCAGCGACGAGGCGCAGAAGCGGGAGCUGGAGGCCACCGUCCUGCGCACGCGCAUCGACGCGCUCCACGGCCAGGUGGGGGAGCUGCGCAGCGUCGGUGCCGCCGGGGGCGCGUCCGCGGCCGCGGCGGCGGCAUCGGCAAAGGAGACGGACGCCCUCCGCAGCCUGGUGGAGACCACCCGGGGAGACCUCUCACGGCUGGAGCGGUCUGCCGCGGAG
This is a messenger RNA of Prorocentrum cordatum, 291 nucleotides long. The record is from the annotation of a GenBank genome assembly. Lineage: Eukaryota; Dinophyceae; Prorocentrales; Prorocentraceae.